Exophiala spinifera is the source of this 1086-nucleotide messenger RNA. RefSeq lists its product as uncharacterized. Bases 1 to 1086 code for a protein of 361 amino acids. NCBI's taxonomy places the organism in Eukaryota, Fungi, Ascomycota, Eurotiomycetes, Chaetothyriales, Herpotrichiellaceae. The transcript is spliced from 5 exons. The record is from RefSeq and is a predicted model, not a curated record.
AUGCCGAGCGAACUGGAGGAGCUAGUCGAGUUCCUUCACCAUGGCAAUACUCAGAUCAGACAACUUGCCUGUGAGCAUUUAGUAGGGCAUUCAUCGGAUCCCUCCGUUUUCAAGAACCCCCAACUGGUUCCUAUUCAGGAUCUGAAAUUGCUUGUUCGUGACUACGCCCCUAUCGCUAAAGAUGCGCUUACGAUCCUCGUCAACAUCAGCCAUGAUGCGGAGAUACUCGAGAACCUUGCAGGAGACGAUGCAUUUGUCGAGACGUUAUUAAAGAAGAUAACUAACCCGAAAGAAACGGCUGCAGAUGAGAUUGCCAUGCUCCUCUCGAAUCUUGCCAAGUCGGAACGCUUGGAGAGGCUGAUCAGCCUCGAAAGACAGACGCCGGACAAAUCUGUAUCAACAUCCCCAUACGCUUUAGACCAAUUAUUCGAUUGUUUCGUUAAGGGUGCGGAGGGCACUCUCAACAAAGACGCCAAUUUCGAUUACCUGGCCUAUCUUCUUGCAGACAUGUCCAAGUACAAGUCUGGAAGAGAUCAUUUCCUGAGCAAAAGGGAAUAUGACGGAGUGGUGCCGAUCAGCAAGUUGACCGUUUUCACAGAGCACAAAAGCAAUGUUAGGAGGAGAGGAGUCGCGAGCACCAUCAAGAAUGUCGCGUUCGAGGUGGAGAAACACCCUUUACUUCUCGCCGAUGACUCAGAGAUGGUCGAUGGUGUCCCAGGAGUUAACUUGCUGCCAUACAUCCUGUUACCUCUCGCCGGUUCGGAAGAAUACUCAGAAGAGGAGUCUGCAGCCAUGUUGCCAGACCUACAAUUACUGCCGCCAGACAAGGAGAGAGAUAAAGAUAAUGAGAUCAUAGUCACACAUCUGGAAACCUUGUUAUUGUUGAGCACCACAAGAGAGGGCAGAGACAAAUUGAGGAGUGUCCAGGUAUACCCUUUGGUUCGAGAGACACAUCUGCACGUCGAUGAUGAGGAAGUGAAGCAGGCAUGCGAUAGAUUGGUACAGAUAAUCAUGAGGGAUGAGGAGCAAGGACCGAGGAUCGAGGAGGUGGUUGACGAUGACGAAAAGAUCGAAGAGAUAUUUUGA